Molecule: messenger RNA, 2421 nt
Organism: Lycium ferocissimum
Lineage: Eukaryota; Viridiplantae; Streptophyta; Magnoliopsida; Solanales; Solanaceae
Product: probable protein phosphatase 2C 60
Exons: 5
Coding region: 833-2005 (390 amino acids)
Biological process (GO): protein dephosphorylation
Molecular function (GO): protein serine/threonine phosphatase activity; cation binding
Source: RefSeq, a predicted model, not a curated record
AAACACAAGAAAAGAAACUCAAAAUACGAAAUAUAAAAAAAGGAAAGACUUUCUCUUCAGUUAGUUCAAUCACACACUGAUUCAGAAAAAAAAAACCUUCUAUUUCCUUCUUUUAUCUUCUUCAAAUCUUCGUUUCCUUUCUUAUCUCUCACCUUCAACUGAAAACCAGAUAGAGAGAGAAAGGAAAACAAAAAACUGAACAGAAAAAUAAAAGACAGGAAAAAGACUUAAUCUUUUUUCUGUAUUGAUAUUCUUUAACCGUAUAUUUGCAUAAGCAGGUCUUGAUUUUUGAUGGAUCUGUAGAUCUAACACUUUCAGUAAUUGACAAGAAGAUAGCAUAUACAACUGUAAGUCUUCUUGUUUUCUUUAUUUAAGAGGCAAUUGUUAAAGCUGUGAACUUGGUAUUGUUUUUUUUAUGAUUUCCUGUGGGUCUUUACUGCUAUUUUGUUCAUUGCACAUGUGGUUUUACUGGGUUUUGGCUUUUACAACCUUAUAAUUGACCCUUUCUUUUUUUUGUGACUAUAAUGGGUUAGUUUGACCAUGCUUUUUUGCCCCUAGUUGUGUUCAAAUCUUGAGAGAUUUGUAGUUUGUGGGUUAUGAUUAUCUUCAUUGCUGUUGAAAUUGGGAGUUAUUCUUCCAAUUGAGUUGUUGAUAAAGCUAUGAUCUUGGCUCUCUUCUGUGGUAGUUGAAGUUGUUGUUUACCUGAAUUUCUUGUUGUAUUUGUUACCAAUUUGUAGGAUAAGGGAGUAGUGGUGAAAGUUUUUAGUUUGGACAGUUUUUGCAUCCGUUUGGAUGUUGAGAAAUUGGCGGUAAGCUAAGGGUGAAAUGAGGGAUGUUAUCAAAGUUAAUAAAUUUCCUGAGGGCAUGUUGGCGGCCAUCUUCGGACCGUUAUGUACAUACUGGUCCAGAUUCAGCUGGACGGCAAGAUGGACUUCUUUGGUAUAAGGACAAUGGACAACACUUACUUGGUGACUUCUCUAUGGCGGUUGUUCAGGCCAACAAUUUGCUGGAGGAUCAAAGCCAGAUUGAGUCGGGUUCUUUAAGCUCCCUCGAUUCUGGCCCCUAUGGAACGUUUGUCGGGGUGUAUGAUGGUCAUGGUGGGCCUGAAACAUCACGGUAUAUCAAUGAUCACCUCUUUCAGCAUCUCAAGGGGUUUGCAGCUGAACAAAGUUCCAUGUCUGUUGAUGUAAUACGAAAAGCGUUUCAAGCAACAGAGGAGGGAUUCCUUUCUCUAGUUGCCAAGCAGUGGCUAACGAAACCGCAGAUGGCUGCUGUUGGAUCUUGUUGUCUGGUUGGGGUGAUCUGUGAUGGGACCCUUUAUGUUGCGAACCUUGGUGAUUCCCGAGCUGUUUUGGGGAGACUUGUUAGGGCUACAGGAGAGGUGAUAGCCCUUCAGCUUUCAGCUGAGCAUAAUGCAAGUUUUGAGUCUGUCAGACAGGAAUUACAUUCUAUGCAUCCGGAUGAUCCGCAGAUAGUCGUUUUGAAGCAUAAUGUAUGGCGUGUAAAGGGUCUGAUACAGAUUUCGAGAUCUAUUGGCGAUUUAUACCUCAAAAAUGCGGAGUACAAUAAGGAGCCAUUGUAUGCAAAAUUUCGUUUGCGAGAACCUUUUAAAAGGCCCAUAUUGAGUGCGGAUCCAUCAAUUUCAGUGCAUGAACUCCAAUCAUAUGAUCAGUUUCUCAUACUUGCUUCUGAUGGUCUUUGGGAACAUCUUAGCAAUCAAGAGGCAGUUGAUAUCGUCCAAAAUAGCUCUCGCAAUGGAAGUGCUCGGCGGCUUGUAAAAACUGCACUGCAAGAAGCGGCAAAGAAAAGGGAGAUGAGGUAUUCUGAUCUGAAGAAGAUUGAUCGUGGUGUGAGGAGACAUUUUCAUGAUGACAUCUCGGUCAUAGUCGUGUUUCUCGAUUCAAAUCUUGUGAGUAGGGCCAGCUCACUUAGAGGGCCCUCUAUAUCUCUGAGAGGAGGUGGUCUGAACCUCCCAGCAAAAAGUCAGGCUCCCACUCCCACAUAACUUGAUGUUGUAGAACUGAAGUCCAAUGAAUGAAGAAUUAUUAUGUUCUAUCAUGGUCCUGUUUGCCGUGGAAUUGUAACUUUCUGGUAACUCGAUUAUUUGGUCUUCAUGAUUAAUCACUCAAAAUUACAAAGACGUUUAGAACAGUGCAUCAAGUGCAGCUGUUGCAGCCAAACGCCAUUCAUCUUGCAGCCCAUAAUGUGUUUUUUUCUCCUGGAAAUGGAUUCAUGACUGUUGAUUUUGGGCACUGUUUUCCAGUUUGGUUACCAUGGCAUCGGCCAUGUAUGGACGUUUAUUUUUAGAGGAGUUUCCCACUGGAGUCGCAAUUUAUUUGUGUAUCUUGAAUUUUUGGCACCUAAUAAUCAGCAGUGAAGAAUCCGUUGAUAAGUUUUAAUUUGGCAGUACAGCAUUGAUCA